Messenger RNA from Armigeres subalbatus, 607 nucleotides. RefSeq names its product general odorant-binding protein 56d-like. The transcript is spliced from 2 exons. Gene Ontology annotation, molecular function: odorant binding. Lineage: Eukaryota; Metazoa; Arthropoda; Insecta; Diptera; Culicidae. Gene Ontology annotation, biological process: sensory perception of smell. The record is from RefSeq and is a predicted model, not a curated record. Bases 108 to 503 code for a protein of 131 amino acids.
UUGUUCUUAUAUAAACCCGUGCUGAGCAGCUGGAAGACAUCAUUCAGUGCGCAGCAUUCAAGGCAUCUGGUGUUAUAAGCAAAACAAAAGUAACUCCCUUACUAAAAAUGAAAUUCUUCGUUGCUAUCGCUGUUGUUGCUUUGGCUGCUGGAGCUUGGGCCCUCACCAUUGAGCAGCAAAAGAAGGCCGAAGCAUAUGCCGCUGAAUGUGUCAAAUCCACUGGAGCCGCCCCUGACACCCCGGUCAAGCUGAAGAAGGGUGAGUUCGCAGGAGCCGAUGAUAAGACCAAGUGCUUCUCCAAGUGUGUUCUGGAAAAGGCUGGCUUCAUGAACGAGAAGGGUGAGGUCCAGGAGAAGACCGUCAUCGAUAAGCUGUCGGUUGAUCACGACAAGGCCAAGGUGGAAGCUACCCUCAAGAAGUGCAACCAGAAGGGAGCCAACGCUUGUGAUACCGCCUUCAAGAUAACCGAAUGCUUCUACAAUACCAAGGCCGGUUUGGUUUAAUAUGAGUUUUUGUGCUGUGAUAUAGUUUGUACCUAAAAACCGCUGUUUCUUUAUGAUUUGAAGAAAAAACUAUUUAUUAAAACAAAUCUCCUCUAAAAUCUUAA